UCAGCCCUUGAUACGUAUACUCUCUUUGUGAUUUUAGUUUUCUUUAACUUUCUCCAGUAAAUGACCAGAUAAACCGUAUUCGUUAAAGUAGAGUAAUAUUAUAUUAUGAAUCUUAAGCUAUUUUGUUGCUCGGUUGUUCUACUUGCAAAUUGUGCAACGUUUGCGACAUCACACCAACAUUCACAUGAUGGAGAUCAUGAUCAUCAUUCUCAUGAAGAAUAUGAAGACGUAAAACCAAGUUAUAAAUAUUCUAAACAAGCAAAUGAACAAAUUAAAACUAAGCAAAAACCAGAAACUCAUAAUCAUCAUGGUCAUAGUCAUGAUCACAAUGAACAUCAUCAUGAGAAAAUGGAAACAAAGGAAGUUCCAACAGAUGCAGCCACGUUUAAAAACUCUUUUGGCUUUUGCUUCAGGAGGUUUACUUGGCGAUGCCUUUCUACAUUUAAUUCCUCAUUCAGUUGCACCGCAUAGUCAUGCAGCUCAUUCACAUUCCCAUACUCAUUCUCAUGAUGAUAAUGGCGAGGGAGGUCAUCAUCAUGAUAUGUGGGUUGGAUUGUGGGUGCUUGGAGGUAUUAUAACAUUUCUUGCUGUAGAAAAGAUUGUGCGACUUUUAAAGAUUGGACAUGAUCAUAGUCAUGGUCAUGUUCAUGGAGGACCAGAAAAGAAAGAGUCAGAAAAGAAAGAAUUAAACAAGAAAAAAGAGAAAGAAACAAAGAAAACCGACGAAGAAAAGAAACCAAGCAUGGAAGUUGCUGGAUAUUUAAAUCUUGCUGCUGAUUUUACUCACAAUUUCACAGAUGGUCUUGCAAUUGGAGCUUCAUAUUUAGCUGGAAAUAGUGUUGGAGUUGUUACGACAAUAACGAUUUUACUUCAUGAAGUUCCGCAUGAGAUCGGUGAUUUUGCAAUUCUUAUUAAAUCAGGAUGUUCGAAAAAGAAAGCAAUGUUCCUUCAACUAACAACAGCGGUUGGAGCUGUGGCUGGAAAUGUUUUAGCCCUCCUGGGAGCUUCAGAAGAUUCCUCUCCUUGGAUCCUUCCUUUCACAGCUGGCGGUUUCAUAUAUAUUGCAACAGUCAGUGUUAUUCCGGAGCUCCUGGAGCACAGUACAAAACUGUGGCAGUCACUGAAAGAAAUCUUUGCUCUCCUCUUAGGAGUUCUUAUGAUGGUUCUAAUCACACAUCUGGAGUAA
Messenger RNA from Clunio marinus, 1186 nucleotides. The record is from the annotation of a GenBank genome assembly. Lineage: Eukaryota; Metazoa; Arthropoda; Insecta; Diptera; Chironomidae.